UGCAGCAGGCAGUGCUGUUGGGUCGUGCAGGGAGCGCAGGGCGCACGGUGCGGCGCUGCCUCUCCCUAUCGUCGGACAGGCGAACGGAGCAGACUGGGCCGACCCGGCCGCCUCUCGCCGCAUCCACCCACCGACGCGAGCCGACGAGGGGGGUGGUCGAACGCGGGAGGAGAGGGGGCUGUCUGAUGGGACCUGUGGCGAGCCCGCGGACCACUGACGCUACUCCCUCCUUCUGCGACUGAGCGCGAGUGGAGGUUCGUCCGCAGUACAGGAGCCGACAGAGCCGUUGGACGCCUAAUGGGAUUGGUCAACUGGCGCGGGUUGUGUGCGGAUUACAGCACCUUCCCGGCAGCCUGUCGGAGAGCACGCUGCAUGGUCGUGUUCGGCUGACGGAUCGAGGAGAGAUGUCAAAUAUCAUCAUCGACCGAUGAGCCAUCCGGAGCCGAGUUUCGUCCUGGGAACUACUGCAACACCAGACCCGCUGGUUCAGGCUGCACUUGGCUCACGUUUGAGAUGGUCAGUCACGCCCUCCCUCUCCCGGAUCGUUUCUGUGAAUUGUCGGCCGCACAAAGGUGAAGGAUCUCAGCUCGGCUGGUAAAUAAAGCCUUCUUCCUUCUGCACAGCGUGGGAGAAAGUGCCACAGUGGUGCUGGUGUGGCUUCUCUGUGGCCUGAUAACUGGAGUGAAAGCAGUGCCGAGCGAUCGUCUUUCACUCUUGAGUCACUCACCUUUCAUGCUGUGGCCCUGGAGCCGGCUUUCCAGGUUGGACAGUCAGUGGGAACGCAGAGAGACGAUCAACGGGGCUGCACAGUGCACUGGUGUAAAGCAUCUUUCACGAGACCAGAGAGGCAUACACCAGGGAAAAGUCAUGAUAUUGUUUGAAUGACCUUCGUACAGGAUUAAGACACGUCUUCGUUUUCAUUGGUGCCCAUUGGGGCUGUUUGCUGGAAAAGGGGAGAGCUGGUGCUGAUUCCUCUGCUUUAUGAGUUUUCACCACUGGGAGUGUGUCUCUGAGAGGCAGGGGGAGCCAGCAUGGCCAAGGCUCUGCUGAAGAUACAGCGCUAUUUCCGCAGGAAACCUGUCCGAUUCUUUUCCCUCAUCCUCCUCUACCUGACCGCCGGGAGCCUCGUCUUCCUGCACUCUGGCUUUGUAGGGGACAGCGGCCCUGUAGGCCGAGGGAGCCGGGACUCUGUGGCAGUCGUAGAGACGGGCAGCCGGACUUCGUCGUCAGACAGCCGGAGGCUUGGCAUCAUGGGUAGAGUGUUUAAAGAGACACGCAAGUCCAGCCGGAGGUAUGGCCCUCCCUGGAUGAAAAAGACGGGACGUGAGGGCCGAGAGAAAGCGGUCAGAGGGGGAGACUACACCAGCAACUGGAACCGGGCACUUAAAGGACGCAAUGCCAAAGACAUGGACGACGGAAGAGCAAAGUACAUUGGCUGCUACAUUGAUGACACACAGAAAAGGGCACUGAGAGGAGUUUCCUUUUUUGACUACAAAAAAAUGACUGUAUUCCGUUGCCAGGACAACUGUGCAGAAAGGGGUUACAUGUACGCAGGCCUGGAGUUUGGUGCUGAGUGCUACUGUGGUCACAAGAUCCAGGCGCCCAACGCCUCAGAGAGCGAAUGCAACAUGGAUUGCAAAGGAGAGAAGAGCAACCUGUGCGGCGGAGCCAACAGACUGUCCAUCUAUAGGCUGGAGCUGAGCCAGGAGUCAGCGCGCCGCUAUGGCAGCGCCAUUUUCAAGGGGUGUUUCCACCGGCCGGACAAUGUCACAUUGGCACUUCCUUUCAGCACAGUCAUCCAAAACAUGUCUGUGGACAAGUGUGUCGACAUGUGCACAGAAAGGGAGAAAUCGCUCGCCGUCCUGGCAGGAGAUCGAUGUCACUGUGGCUUCCCGACACCCCUUUUCUCCCUCCAUGAGCCGGAGGACGAGGACAUGUGUCUGCACCACUGUCACGGGGAAGAGUUUGAGAGCUGUGGGAAUGACGACUACUUUGUCGUGUACCAGACGCAGGUUCAGGAUAAUCGUUGCAUGGACCGCCACUUCCUCCCAUCUCGUGCUAAGCAGCUGGUGGCCCUCGCCAGUUUCCCCGGAGCCGGGAACACCUGGGCCCGCCACCUCAUAGAGCUCGCCACGGGCUUCUACACCGGCAGCUAUUACUUCGAUGGCUCCCUUUACAAUAAAGGGUUUAAAGGGGAGCGGGACCACUGGCGGAGCGGGAGGACAAUGUGCAUUAAAACACACGAGAGCGGCAAGAAAGAGAUUGAAGCCUUUGACUCCAGCAUCGUCAUGAUCCGAAACCCCUACAAAGCCCUCAUGGCGGAAUUUAACAGAAAAUAUGGCGGCCACAUUGGGUUUGCCUCCCAGGCCCACUGGAGAGGGAAAGAGUGGCCCGAGUUUGUGAAGAACUAUGCCCCUUGGUGGGCGUCCCACACGUUGGACUGGUUGAAUUAUGGGAAGAGCGUCCACGUGGUCCACUUUGAGGAGCUGAAGAGGGACCUGUUCUCCAAGCUCAAGGGAAUGGUCCAGUUUCUGGGUUUGAAGGUUUCUGAGGACCGGCUGCUCUGCGUUGAGGGCCAGAAAGAUGGAAACUUCAAGCGCUCCGGGCUGCGGAAACUUGAAUAUGACCCGUAUACAAGUGAAAUGCGAGCGGACAUCAAUGAGCUGAUCAGAACAGUGAAUGCUGCCUUGAAGAAAAGGAACAUGUCUGGAGUGCCAGAGGAAUAUAUGCCAAGAUGAUAUAUGUGAUCCCCUCAUUUCCCUUUUUGCUCACUUAUUGGACUGUUCCGCCCACAGGCUGUAGGUUACAUGACUCAAGUAGUUGUUUUGAUUAUUUUUCUGUCUUAUAGUUUUAAGUUGUAGUUAGAAGAAAUCAGUGUCUUUACCCUCCUAUUUUCCCUUUUCAUUUAUCCUUUUUUUAUGUUCUAAACCUCCGCAGCUUCACAAAUUAAUACUAGACACGGUUUAAACUUUGUUGAGGUUUGUUUUUCUCGUUGGCUAAAUGAAAAGAACAAAAAGCACUUCCUCUCCUCCUCUAUGCACAUUUGCCGUGUAGGCAUGUGAACAUGCCUUAAUAUUAAGAAGGUACAACUCUAACUACAAAAAUCUGACUGUGCUGGGUGUUUUGUUGCCAGUUAAAAAAAAACAUUUGACUCAAAAGAUUUAUUACAUUACUGCAAAGCCUUGUUGUAUGAGCUUAUUUUGUGCAAAAGAGAAAUAUGUAUUAUGAAAAAUCAAAACGUUCCCGCUGCUAUCACAGUUACAGAAUAAUACUAUUUUAUACAUGAACUUCACUGAAAACGUCAAAACUUUUAGCCCUUUGUUGGGGGGGGGGGGAAACAGCAAUAUUUAGGCUUUAAUUACCUGAUGAUGAGGAUACUGUGUGUUUCCAAGCUUUUGUAAGUUAUUUGACUCAGUGUAUGAAAGAGAAAUCAUGCUUUUGAUGAUGAAGAGGUAAAGAACUCAAUUCUCAGCUCCUCCUAUUCAAGAAGAAGAAUUAUCUCUCUUGUAGACACUGACUCAAAGAGAGAAGAGGACUUAUCAUUACAGCAUUUAUUUAUCUCUGGUGUGCAGCGCACAUGUUGACUAAUUUGGUUGUAAAUAUUUUUCUUGACACUGGACUUGAUGCAGAAAUCCAAAAAGCACUGCUGUGCAAUACCCCAAAGACCACCGAGGAAUUAGGCACUACAGGCAUGUUAUAUAGUGGAGGUUCUCAUUAGUAGUAGUGAUUGUUAUAGUUCUAUUUUAGUUAAUCAUACUGAACGUAAGAAAUAUUCUUUUUCUUUUUUUCUAAUGUAAGAAGAGCUAUGAAACAGUUAAAGCUAUUAAAAUGCUGAAAAAGUCUGCCCAGAUUAUAUAGGCAGCACAUGGUACUCAAAUGAGCUAUGCCAUAUUCAUAAAAAUAAACAAUCAAAUAAAUAAAUACGUAAAUAUACUGAAUAUAUAUAUGAAACAUAUAAUAUAUGAAGCACUACAGACAGACAGAAAACAUUAACUGACUUCCAUUUUCAAUAUAAUAUGAAUAUAUUUUUAUAGUGUGUGCUGGGACAUCAGUAUAUUUGUAUUGCAACAAACAAAGUGGGAGUUGUUUCUAUUUUUAACACAUGCUUAAACUGUAUUUGCAUUCACUUUCAUUGACAAGCGGACACUUUGUGAACACAGGUGUCACAUUUGAAUGUAUUUUCUAUGGAAUGAAUGUAAUGUGAUAAGCCCCAAUAAAUGAGUACAUUAA
Scophthalmus maximus (turbot) is the source of this 4230-nucleotide messenger RNA. It is a transcript of the gene wscd2, whose product is annotated as WSC domain containing 2. Gene Ontology annotation, molecular function: sulfotransferase activity. The transcript is spliced from 9 exons. Bases 1032 to 2738 code for a protein of 568 amino acids. NCBI's taxonomy places the organism in Eukaryota, Metazoa, Chordata, Actinopteri, Pleuronectiformes, Scophthalmidae. The record is from RefSeq and is a predicted model, not a curated record.